Molecule: messenger RNA, 6145 nt
Organism: Mytilus californianus (California mussel)
Lineage: Eukaryota; Metazoa; Mollusca; Bivalvia; Mytilida; Mytilidae
Product: semaphorin-1A-like
Exons: 14
Coding region: 369-2534 (721 amino acids)
Biological process (GO): positive regulation of cell migration; neural crest cell migration; axon guidance
Molecular function (GO): chemorepellent activity; semaphorin receptor binding
Source: RefSeq, a predicted model, not a curated record
AACAGAUUUAUAAUCACACAUGGCCCUAGAGUUAUAACUUGUUUUUUUAUAUACUGGAAAUAUUUUUAACCAGAAGGAUUUUGAUAAUUGUAUAAAGAAAUGUCAAAUAUUGUAGAUUCAUGGAUUAUACAUUGACAAGUAAAACAUUUGACAUUCAGUGAAUUUUUAUCUUCAUACAUCUACCUGAACAGUGGAAACCUUUGAUACGAACAUCUGUGUCACAUAAACAGUGUGUUUUCUAUAUUUCAUAUUGUACAAUUUGGAUUUUACUUUAACCAUCUAUAUUUAGUGAGAAAAAAUUGAUUUUAGUCUAAAGAUAUUUAGAUUAACAAAGUAACAUCUUUUUACAGCUUAAGUGCCAAAACAGGAUGGAUUUAUUUAAAGUAUUAACAGUAUUAUUAGCUAUCCUGGGACUUUCUGUAGCAUUUUUUGACAAUUCAGCGAACUUGAUAUUAAAAACAACUGAUGUUGGAGGAAAGCAGAUUUUUGAAGGAGAUCCAAAUUUUCUUGACCAUUUUAAAGUGUUAGAUACAAAUGGAGAAUGGAUGUUAUUAGGUGGAAGAAACAAAGUUUACAAUCUGAGUAUGAACACCUUAACUGAAGAAUUGCAGAGAAUUGAAUGGGAUCCAAGGCAGUAUGAUAAAGACUAUUGUUUAAUGAGGAGAAAUUCAGAGGACCAAUGUCAGAACUACAUUAGAUUAUAUGGAAAGAAGGACAAUGGUGAUGUCUACAUCUGUGGGACUAAUGCAUUUAAACCAAGGUGUCGAGUUUACAAAAAACAACCGGACAAUUCCUUCGAGAUGGUGACGGAGGAAGACGGUGUCGGUAAAAGUCCCUUUGAUCCAAUGCAGAAUAGUACAGCAGUUUAUACAGAUGGUAUGUUGUUUUCUGGGACAGUCGCAGAUGCAUCAGAAAGAGAUCCAUUAAUCCUAAAAAUACACCAGGGUUCAAUGGUACGAACAGUGCAACAUGACUCCAAGGUAGUCAAUGAUCCAGACUUCGUGAGUUCAUUUGACAUUGGGGAUAAAGUUUACUUUUUCUUUAGAGAAACUGCUGUAGAACAUAUCAACUGUGGAAAGGCUGUGUUUUCACGAGUGGCUCGAGUUUGUAAAAAUGACAAGGGAGGUAACUACCUGAUGAAGAACUUAUGGACAUCAUUUUUCAAGGCAAGACUGAACUGUUCAAUACCAGGGGAAUAUCCUUUCCAUUUUGACCUGAUACAAUCAACAUCUGACCUUGGACAGGGAAAUCCUAUGUCUACAACUCAUAGUGCUAAUAGAACAGACAUGGUAUAUGCUGUUUUCCAAACACAUCCUAACAGUGUACGAGGUUCAGCUGUUUGUGCAUUCCGCUAUUCUGACAUUGUCAAAACAUUCCAAGGAAAGUUCAAAGGACAAUCAUCUCCAUCCCACAACUGGUUGGCUGUUCCACAACAAGAGACACCAGUACCACACCCAGAGCAGUGUUCAAACGAUACUCAUCAGUUAGGAGAUAAGGCGUUGAAUUUCAUCAAGAGUCAUACAUUAAUGGAUAAAGCUGUACCUGCUGCUGGUGGCGCCCCCAUUGUUACAAUGCAUGGAAUUAAUGCCCUGUUUACAGCUUUAGCUGUUGAUUGGCAGGUCCAUGCAGCAGACAGAAGAUACUAUGACAUCAUCUUCAUAGGCACAGAUGACGGAAGAGUUCUGAAGUCAAUAAAUAAAGGACAUGGAGCCAAGGUUGAGUCUGUUAUCAUUGAAGAUAUACAAGUUUUUGAGAACAAAGCACCAGUUACAAGCAUGAAAAUUUUCAACAAGAAGGGUGUGAAGAAACUUAUUGUUUUGUCUAACUCAAAUGUAGCCUCUAUCCCACUCCAAAGAUGUGCACAGAUGAAAAAAUGUAGAACUUGUAUUGGACUGCAGGACCCAUACUGCUCUUGGAGUAAUAACGAAUGUGUCGCCAGCGACCGAGGCUUUGAGGGCAUUCUUACAGGUCAUCACGAGAAUUGUGGCGUUGAAGACACCACAACUGCAACUACCAAGUCAACCAUUACCACUACAUUAGCCCCUCCCACAACUAGUCAGAAGCCUUGCGAGUGCAAGUGUGAACCCCCCAAAAAGGAUGGUCUACAGUCAGAACACAAUGUUCCAGACAAUUCUGAAGAAAAUGUUCCUAGAAAAGAAGAAAUGACAGAGAAAAAAGAAUCCUCAAUUUCUGUAGCCGAGUCUGCAAUUGGAAUUGUUUGUGCUAUAGUAUUGUCUUCAAUCUUCAGUUUCAUUGCUGGUUACAAAGUACAUUCCUGUAGAAAGAGAGAUCACAUGACUGCAAACCCAGGAGAAAUUUAUGGCACUCUAACGAAAAAUCAUACAAAUAAACUUGUGGACAAUAAAGAACCACGAUAUGUUAAUCAUUCUGACCUUGAGCGUAAUAACUCAGUAAAACAAUUAAAUUUACUUGUGAACAUUCAGCCGAAGGGCUCAAACCUUCCCAAUGGAGGGGCACCUGCAAAGACAGUAGUUAACUUAACGCAACCACUUCCUGACCGAACAUACGUAUAGUAUUCUUGUGUAUUUAUAGGAUUUUUUAAUUGUUCUUUAUUACACACAUAGUGCUGUGAUACUAAACGUCAUGUUCCAAGUAAUUCCGGGACCAGGGAAAAACGGCCAGUUCAUGAACUAUUUAAAGCCUAAACAUGGAACCAAUUACUGACUGUGUUCAUUAAUUGUGAUACAGAGACUGAACUACACAUUCCAAAUGUUUUACUGCCAGAUUUUAUAGUGCUAUCAAUUUGUACAUACACUUGUACAUAAUAUGUACAUACAGAUCAGGAUGCCAAAAAACAAGUCAUUAAUGGAAUGACGUAAAAUAUGGAUUGAACUUUCGAGGACAUCCAACAAUCAUAUCUAUGAGUUAAUAAAAUUGUGCAAAUCAAUGACACAUGGGCCAAAAAAAAUGAGGACAAUAUGAUAUAAAGUAAGGAGAUAAUGUUGCCAAAGAUAAACUAGAUCCUGUGAUGUUAUAUGAAACUUGGAUUGGAAGAUGUUUUUAUAUCUAGAACAAUGAUAUGCAAAACCUUCCAAUUGAAAAAAAAACAAACUAAUGUUCGAUUACAUAUAAUUUAUAGGGCAGCAGUUGCUAUGUAAAGUGAAAAUGUAGAUAAAUUUUAUAUAUAUAUAUAGAAAGGCAGUUUUUUUUCUGUUUUAAACAAAAGCUAGUUCUUUUAACGAACCUUUGCCUGUUUAAAAGAUAAAGAAGCAAACAAAAAAUCGGAUACUUACAGGAUAAUGGCCAAGCAAAGAUGGACAAAAUAAACAAAACUAAUGGUACAUUGAAGUUUUCAAUUAUACUCAAAGAAAAGCCAUUUAAUCUAUAUAAAUGAUCUCGUAGAAAAGGCAUACAAGUUUCCUAAAUCACAAUUUGUCAUGAUGACAAUAAAACAAGUUUCUGGUGUGAUCAGAUUAACAUAAAAAGGGAUAGACCCCCAAAAAAAAGAGUAAUUUCCCUUGGUUUGAACGACUGUGCCUGAUUAGAUGAUUUUGUUAGCUUAUUGUAGAAUUAGUAUAAGUAGAUUAAAAAAAAUUGAUUGUAUAUAUCUUUUACUAAAUUCACUUCAGCAGCAAAAUUAGCAGUCCAACUUCAGAAACAGCAAAUUUUGAUAAAAUUUAAACCCCCAAACUGAACAUUUACGGUGACAAUUUCUACAUUCAACAGGGGAUGAAAGCAAAGACAAUUUAAAAAUAAUGAAAUUUCCCUUAAACUUUUUUUGUUCUGUUAUAUGAUAGAUAUACUGGGUGUAGAAAAAGCUAAUGAUCUCAACACAUUAUUAUCAUUAAAUGCAUUCUACACUUUGUGUUGCUCAAAGGACCUGGAGUGUGAAACAUCUGUGGAAGAUAUUGCAGGAGCUAAAGAAUUAGAAAAUAGAAAAAAAAAAAAAAAAAAGAAAAAAAGAAAUAUAAUUAAAUAAUAACCCAAAGAAGCAAAGUAGAGAGUCUCUAAUCAGGCAAACAGAUUUUGAUUUAUUAACAUUAAGGAAACUUGUUGCCAUGUUUGUAAAUAUGUAUAUUUUUAAAAAGAAAACUGCCAGUGAAUGUUUUCAUCACAUGUAUAUGUAAUAUACAAUACACCUUGAUCAUAUAUAAUAUGUUAUGCAUUGUUUCAUCUGUUAACAGAAUUUUAUGUAUUGUUUUUUCAUAUGUUGACAUGGCUUUAGUUUACUGAUUUUCACCUCCAAUGGUAAAGGCCAAACUUAAACUUUUAACAUUAUUUUCAAAAUCAAGUUACCAGUAAAUAUACAAACAAAAUGAUAAAGAUUUACAAAAUUAAAUUUAAUGGAAAACAAAGUAAAUAUAUUUAUGAAAAGAAAGAAAACGAUAUGAUAAAAUGAAAGGUUGUGAUGUAAGGGAAAUCAGUGAAUUAAUAAGCUUUUGACAAUUUGGUUGUCAAAUUAUAUUAAUAGACUUAUAAAGAUGUGUAUAUUUUCAUUCUGAGUUAUUUAAUUAUAUUUAUUAAAAAGGAAAGCUUUUGUCAAAUAUUUUACCAAAAGAUUUUAGAAGAGGUCUUAUAAAUGUUCAGUGUCUUAUGGUACAACAUUCAAGCAUUGAUAUUAACAUACAAUUUUAAAGACACUGAUAUAUUUUAUGGUAAUUUUGCAUAGACUUCUAUUUAAGGUAUUCUCAUGUAUAAGUAAUUGUUUAUUCCCAGUUAUUUUCCACUAACUGACAAGAGUUAAGAUAUAGUUGAAAAAUAUAGUGUUUUGUUUCAUUAAAGUGAAAUAUUUAUCUACUUAAUUUAUUGGCAGACUUGGAAUUAAUUUCCCACCUUAUAGCAGUCAUCCAGUUUCACAUGUAAUCAUCUAUAUUACAUAGAAUCACGCUCAGUUAAAACUUUUGCACGUCUAUUCAGUAUACAUCACGAUUUGUUAGUUUCAAAUAUUGUUAAUAAGAUUAAACUUGGUUUCAUCUCAUCAAUUCUUCAUUAAUUCAAAACAAAUUUAUAAUUCUCCUUUUUGAACAUAGGUAGACUACUGUCGCCUCACUUUUUUCAUAUUUAUAAACAUAUGACAGGAAUUUGAAAUUUGGGAAAUUCUAUUUCACAAGUGUUUGGAUGUAUAAAAAACAACUGUAUUUUUCCCAUUGCUUCCAAUUUAUGGAAAUAUGGAAUAUCAUUUUAAAGUCUAAUUGAUAUUUUAAAUAAAAAUAUUUUUUCUUAAAACUAAAUAUGCUAGAAAUUUGUAACCAGAGAAUAUUUUAUAAAAUUAAUAAUAUUUUUAUUGAACAAUUUUUGAUUCUAACUACCAAACUUGUAAGAUAAACAGGUUUCUAAACUUUUUUAUUUUUAAAUUUUAUCCUGGGGCUACAUUUUUAAUAUCCUGUUUUUAAAAGGGAAUUCUUUCAUAAUAUAAGAGAAAUUUUUUUUUUUUAAUCUAUUUACAUUUUGUAAUAUUUCAACUUGAAGUUGAAACAUUUCAUUUGAUAAAGUCAUAUAUUCCAUGCAGUAUCAUAUCAUUUAUUGUUAUAGUCAUGGAAACUUGUUAUGAACGUUUUAUUUUUAUAUAUAUAAUGUAAAUGCUUGUUCCGUUGUUGAAAAUUUUAUUGUUUUUUUGUAUAACAGUAUUUACACAAGUUUCAAGAAAUGAAGAAAAGAGUGACAAAGUUUACAGAUUGUGUAACUAAAUAAAAAUCUUUUUUUUUUAUAUUUUUUAUUUAAGUGCACAACAUAAAGAAUGUAUUUCACACGUUAACUGUAAAAUAUUUUUGGCCAGUAUCUUAAGAAUUUGAUUUCAAACAUUGCUAAUGGAGGCAAUUUCUGAACAACCAUGUUGUAAUAAUUUAAAGAAAUGAAUUUUCCUAGAUGCUUUAACUACAUCAAGAAUGGUUAUUUUGAAAAUUCUGCAUGUGUAUUAAAUUGCAAAGAGUUAUCUAUCCUGACAUUUGGAGUGAACAGUUGCAGGAAGUUCUGUGUUUUUUCUAAAUCAGAUUUAUUCUUUCUUUCAUUUCUUGGUAGUUUUGGUUUAAGACAAAGAGUUGUUAUACCAUUUGCUUUAUCAUCAUGAAUUUAGACUUGUCUUAAACAAAUAUAUAUAUAUUAUGUAUUAUAUUAUGGUACCAACAGAAAGUUAAAAAUGAAUGAAAAAAGAAUUUAAAAAAUAUUAAAAAUAAUAAUAAAACAA